CUCAGUUCUUCCACACACGACACGUGUCAACCUUAAGCGCGUGCUGUGGAUUUCCAAAUUCCCUUUUUAUUAAGCAGACGCAGAAGGAGCCUCUUUCUUCCUACCAACACAAAAACCCAAACUCUCUCUCUCUCUUUCCUAUCUCUUUCUCAUCCUUCUUACUCUAUCUAUUUCUCUCUUCAUCUUUGCCCUCUGCAAUGGGAAUUCAAAUUUAGAGGAACGCCAAACGAAGAUUAGUAGGACCAGUGGAGAAAGAUUACGAGGAUGAAACAGAGGACUGGGUCGAGUGUCUCCUCGUAUAGUACGAAGGAGAACGAAGUUGCAGAAAUCCUCGUGAAGCUCCGAAGUUUAAUAUUGGAAUUGGAGUGCGGCCACGGAAUCCUUCCACAGUCGUGGGGUCGGAAGAAAAAGAGAUCUGCGAUUAGUGUUAAUCCGAAAGCAGAGGAAGCUUCGAGUCCCGCAACCCCUCUCUCCUUCUCUCCCAGUGAAUCCGAUGAAAACCCAACCUCUCUCUUCAGAAGAAACGUUUCUCUCAAAAGGAAGAGAGAACACUGUCUGAAGAUUAUACAGGAUUUGAGCAAAGACAACGAUUUGCUCUCCGGGGAAAUUAAGAACGUCAAUUGUUACUUCGACAAGUUGAAAGACUACAAUUUGAAGCUGAAAGCUAAAAAACAAGAGCUAACUCAUGGCCCAAGGCAAGGUGUUGUAGUACACAAGCAACCGCAACAGCAACCGCAAUUCCCCGGUGUGGCGCAUCAUCCACCGUUGAUCUCGAAUCAGUCGGCGUGUGGAGUUGCAACGACGUCGUCUGGAGUACCAUCUUCGAGUAGUAACGAUGUGGGUCCAAUUGGAAUUCCCGAUCUGAACCUACCACUUGAAGAGUCCAUGACUAUGGAGUUUUGUGAACCGUUGGAUAUGAGUGUGAAUGUGGCUAACAGGAAUCUGAGUAGGGCCAUGGCAGCUCAGGCACGUCAGAAUAGGCUUCACAUUUACAGGUUCAAGAAUUCAAUAGGAAUUAGUAAACCCCGUUACUCUUGUAGAUGAUGAUAUAAUUAUUAUAAUAUUAAUGAUAAUAAUAAUAAUAAUAAUAUUACUAUCGUUAUAUUAGCC
Vigna angularis (adzuki bean) is the source of this 1110-nucleotide messenger RNA. RefSeq lists its product as uncharacterized. The coding region runs from base 265 to 1044 and encodes 259 amino acids. NCBI's taxonomy places the organism in Eukaryota, Viridiplantae, Streptophyta, Magnoliopsida, Fabales, Fabaceae. The record is from RefSeq and is a predicted model, not a curated record. The transcript has 4 exons.